Messenger RNA from Gymnodraco acuticeps, 6350 nucleotides. RefSeq names its product solute carrier family 6 member 5 (gene slc6a5). The record is from RefSeq and is a predicted model, not a curated record. The coding region runs from base 119 to 2479 and encodes 786 amino acids. The transcript has 15 exons. Gene Ontology annotation, molecular function: glycine:sodium symporter activity. NCBI's taxonomy places the organism in Eukaryota, Metazoa, Chordata, Actinopteri, Perciformes, Bathydraconidae. Gene Ontology annotation, cellular component: membrane. Gene Ontology annotation, biological process: synaptic transmission, glycinergic; sodium ion transmembrane transport; glycine import across plasma membrane.
UGUUGCAGAAAGACAAUUGAGUAUUGUUAGGUCCAAAGCACAGCUGGACAGCAGCUUCACCACAGCUUCAUGCUUUCGGUCGUUUUUCUGCCUUUUGUUUUGCUGAUCUGUCACUCCCAUGUUCCAGGAUUUCUCUGACCAGAGAGAAAUGGCCAAACAGCCGGCCAGCGCUCCCACCGGCUACAUCCCGGCGCAGCAGCCCGACGGAGCUGCGGGACUUACAGCAAGCAAACCGGACAACACGGCCGCCUGCCCGCCGGCUUCCCCUCACCACCACCCGGCGCCUCAGCCGCCUGCUCCCUGCAACGAGGGCAAAACUUUUUCUUCCACGGAAAAUAAACCGGGAGAACUGGACAGCAAUAAAGCGUAUGGGACGUUUAAAAACACCGCUCCAGCGGCCCCUGGAUCCGUGGUCGUGAACUCGGCCUUCAGGAAAGAAUCCGCAGGUUCGGCCCGAGAGGGGGCCGCCCUGUACGGCGACCCUAUCCGGACAGCAGAGCAGAACAACACCGCGGGCAACUGGACGGCUAUGAGCCAAACCACCAUCAUCCUGGGAACAGAUGGGAACACGUCUGUUCAGCCCGACACCGUGACGGGGGUAAAUCAGGCUGACGAGGAGGACGAAGAGGGAGAUGAGAAUAAGGCCAGAGGAAACUGGACCAAUAAACUGGAUUUUAUUCUGUCUAUGGUGGGCUAUGCUGUGGGUCUGGGGAACGUGUGGCGGUUUCCUUAUCUUGCCUUCCAAAAUGGUGGAGGAGCUUUUUUGAUCCCCUACCUGACAAUGUUGGGCAUUGCCGGCGUCCCCAUCUUUUUGAUGGAGGUGGCCCUGGGCCAGUUUGCCAGCCAGGGGCCCGUGUCAGUGUGGAAAUGCAUCCCAGCUCUGCAAGGUUGCGGGAUUGCCAUGUUGAUAAUAUCUGUCUUGAUAGCCAUAUACUAUAAUAUUAUUAUGUGCUGGACACUGUACUACCUGUUCGCUUCGUUGAAGGGCUCACUGCCAUGGGCUAACUGUAGGAAUGAGUGGAACACGGCGGAAUGUAAGGACAAAGACAUGCUGCUGCUAGACUCGUGCAUCCUGCGGGACAGAAACUUCACCUCCAUCAAGAACUCCUCUUUCUGUCUGUCCGCAAACACUAUGGGAAACCUGAGCAAACUGCUGAACAUGACGGUGGACGGCAACCACACCUACGUCAGCCCCAGCGAGGAGUACUUCAAGUACAACGUGUUGCACAUCUCCAAAGGAAUUGAGUUUCCAGGAGAUAUCCGCUGGCCUCUGGCAGGCUGUCUGAUGCUCGCCUGGUUAAUCGUCUACGCCUCUCUAGCCAAAGGAAUCAAAUCGUCAGGAAAGGUGGUGUAUUUCACAGCCACCUUCCCCUACGUGGUGCUGGUCAUCCUGCUCAUCAGAGGAGUGACCCUCCCUGGUGCCUUCAACGGCAUCCUCUACUUCAUAACUCCAAAGUGGGAGAAACUGUGGUCUGCAAAGGUGUGGAAAGACGCAGCCACUCAGAUCUUCUUCUCUCUGUCGGCUGCUUGGGGAGGCCUCAUUACUCUCUCUUCCUACAAUAAGUUCCACAAUAACUGCUACAGGGAUACUAUUAUUGUGACAUGUACAAACAGUGCGACCAGUAUAUUUGCUGGCUUUGUCAUCUUCUCGGUCAUUGGUUUCAUGGCACAUGAGUUGAAAGUGCCGAUAGAGCAGGUGGCGGAUGAAGGUCCAGGCAUAGCGUUCGUGGUGUAUCCAGAGGCGCUGACCAGACUUCCACUGUCUCCUUUCUGGGCGAUCAUUUUCUUCCUCAUGCUCCUGACUCUUGGCCUGGAUACCAUGUUUGCCACCAUAGAGACCAUCGUAACCUCGGUGUCUGACGAGUUCCCCAAAUACUUGAGGAAAAACAAACCUCUCUUUACUUUGAUCUUCUGUGCCAUCUUCUUCGUCUGCGGGUUCCCCAUGAUUACAGAGAAUGGGAUGUUCAUGCUGCAGUUGGUGGACACGUACGCAGCCUCCUACUCAUUGGUCAUCAUUGCGAUCUGCGAGCUGUUGGGGAUUUCCUACCUCUAUGGUCUGCAGAGAUUUUGUGAGGACAUUGAAAUGAUGAUUGGUUUCCAGCCAAACCGAUUCUGGAGAAUCUGCUGGGGUUUUGUGACUCCAACCAUUCUGACGGGCAUCCUAGGAUUGAGUCUGUACCAGUGGAAGGGGAUGACGUACGAGGACUACACCUACCCCACCUGGUCCAUGGUCAUGGGCUGGCUCAUGGUCUGCUGCUCCGUCAUCUGGAUCCCCAUCAUGUUCUGCGUUAAGAUGUACCUCGCACCCGGCAGCUUUAGAGAGCGCCUGAAGCUGGUCUGCUCCCCUCAGCCCGACUGGGGUCCCUUCCUGUUGAAGCACCGUGGAGAACGCUACAAAAACAUGACCGACCCCCUGGGAACCAACUCUCUGGGCCUCAAACUUCCCCCCAAGGAUUUCCAGCUCGGCACCUACCAGUAACCAGUAGCAGUUACCCUGACAUAAUUGUACCAACAACCUCCAACCCCUGCAGGGGGCACCUGGAGACCCCCCUUCCUCUCCCUUCUCUCCUGUUUGUGCUUCACCCUCAUGUGUCCUGUCAUCCUCCCUGUUUGGUGGAUCUGCAGACAGUCCCCCUCUCCCUUCCCUCCUUCCUCUCCACCCCCUCCUCUCUUCUUUCAUGGAGAAGUGGCUGCCCAGGUGGGGUCUACUCCUCCUCUGCGGCUUCGUACUCGAUUAAUGGGCUAUCAUUGCCCCCCACACAUGACCACUGAUUACUUCAGAACCCUUCCCAGGGAUCUUUAUUCCAAGAGAAAAUUGUGUCAUAAAAAUGACACGGCUCAGACUGCACUUGCAAUAUUAGACUCACCAUAGCUGCCCCCUAUGGAGUCGUGUGUGUGUGUACGUGCGUUUGUGUGUGCGUGUGAUAAUGAAUCACUUGGUGCGAGCAGACACAGGAAAACAAAAAGAAAAUUGUGCGACAGAGAAGCAGCGGUUCAAUGAGCUCGGCGGGGAUCUGUGUUUUGUUCCAUUCGUGUACACAUUUCCAACAGCAUUACCAAUAAUAUCAGCCUCUGGAAAAAAGAAGAAAAAAAAAAUUGCUCUGGUUUCACAUUGUGUUCCUACCCAGCAGUAUAUAUGUAUAUUCACAGCAGCUUCUGCUCACCUGCUCUUGCUUUGUUAAAAAUAGAUUACACGAUCUGCAAUGUGUGCCUCCUCCUUCGCAGUAGAGUAGCGAAUGCAUCCUGAUAACCACUUUCAGUAGAUACACUUUGGCCUGGAUGACUCUGCAGUAUGGUAGAACGCAGUAUUCUCUCUGAAUCCAAGGGACUAUUUGUGAUACCCUCUCCCUUGGUCUAUUUACUAAGUUAUACUCCUGGUCUCCUUUAUUGUAUUAUUCUAAAAUGUAAAGAACACAUUCCUAAUGUAGGACAUCACUAGAGUAGUCUCUCCUAUAGUAACGUGGCCAUUUAACCAAUUUAACACACUAAAACCUGACCUUAUAGUCACUCUGUGCUUAUAUUUUAGACAGUGUAUUAAUCUCUGUAUGUGUUGUGAACCUGUCAAGUCAAACCAUCUUAACAAUGUGCAUCACAUCAGUAAAGUAGAUCAAAUAUAUCAUUACAUAUAUAUGUAUAGCCUCCAGCAGAGGAGAGAGCUAGCAAGAAAGAGAUUGAGAGUGAAUGUGUGUGUGUUUGUGUUCAUGUCUCUCUGAAAACCCCAUGUUUCUCUUGCUAGCUGUGUAUUAUCUUGUACAAAGUGUACACUCCUUAAUAGUAGUAAGCGCGUGUGUUGUCGCGUGCUCAAAAUUGUUAGGAGCAGCUGCUAAGUGUGAGUAGAUGAAGAAUAGCGUAGAAAAUGGCCUCCUCCUUUCUGGAAGUGUACUUUGUCUCUUGUUGUUUGUGGUUGACCUUUGGAGACCUCUUAGCCAUUUCAGACUUAUGCCUCUUGCUUCUCUGUGUCCUCGUAAAAACAGGGUCUCAGGUAUACUCGUCUCCAUCAAACUACUCCGGUAGUUGUAGGAACAAUAGCAUUCAGUGCAUAGGAAACAGAAUCUUGAGCCAUCCGAAUGCUAAAUUAUAUUUAGAGUUUGUUGCAGAGGGUCAGAAUACUACUUUCUGAGUACCUCAACGCAGCAUCGCUUUGAUUUUUGCUUGCUUUUUGUUAAACGCGCCUUGCGAUGCCGAUACAGGAUGUACGAGUGACUUGUGCCCAACUGUGUGCAGUGCUAAAUCAAGUAUAUUGCUUUUUAUAACAUAGUUAAAUGUAAAACAAUAACUAGUUAAGAUUAAUUAACAAAAUCCUCAUCCUUGUAACCAACUUUAAAUUGUAUUGGCACGCGUUUUAUCCUCAUAUUCAGAAAAUGAAAGGCUCACACUGAUCCAUCAGAAUCAGUUAAAUGGCUGUAAUUUAGUCCCUUUAAAUUGUGCUGUCAAGACAUCAUGAGCCUCUGUUAGAGUGUUUCUGUGGGCGUCAAAAUCCUCUUCAGAUGUAACUACUCCGCAGCAUGAAGGAAAGAAAACGGUGCAGCUCAGCAGGCCUUUAAUGUCACAUGACAGCAGUCAACUUUUCGGUUGCCAAGCAAUUACCUACACAGUAACGCCAUGUAUAAACACAGAAGCAGUUAGACCUUUCCACGCUUUGAGUAUUUGGGUCUGCACAUUCACGUUGACACAAAGUCCUGAUUGGCUUUAUUAUGCUUUUAACACUGCAGGCGUUUACUUGUACUUGGAUGCAAUUACCGUUGCUCAGACGUUUAAGGGUCUUCUUAACCGUAUCUCAAAGCCAUGUCUUUUCAUAAUCUCGACAUGCAUAUAGCACAGAUGUUAUUAAAGAGGUUGUAUACAAAAACAUAAUCAACUAAUGAGCACAAAAGCCCUGUUGUUAAAUAGCUUGCUUACUCCACAGUGUUGCUUUUGUUAAGUAGCUUUAUUCGUUCAAACAUAAUAAUAAUGUAUGUCUGUAUGCUCGUGUGUGUGUGGGUGUUUGUCUCUGUAUUCGUUUUACGGAACUCCAUCUAACUAUCAAUCAGAUGUUUGCGUGGCCAGUCUCAGCGUAGAACUAGAGGAGAUUUCUCUUUCCAGGAUGCCUCUGUCUUUCUUAGUUGACAAAUUGUGAGCUGGGUGAAACUGCCAACACCAUAAUGCUCCAAAAGAAAAAUGAAUCCAAUGGCCACCACUCACUUGAGAACAGGGGUGGCCAUAAGGGUAGGCUGGCCUUUUAAUCAUGUGUUGAAUCUAAUGUACAGUAUGCUCAAAAAGCCUCUUAUGCCCUGAGAUAGAUUUGAAUGGUUCCCUUAAGAGCCACGGCUAAAUAGCAGUAAAUUCUGUGUUUUGUGUCUCUGUGUUUCCAUUUCUACUCGGCUUCUGUGCUUUUGGUUCGAGAAAAAAAAACAGCUUAGGGUUUAGUUAAAUCCACAUUGCCUCAUAAAAUAUAACACCGAAGAGCUUGCAUGUGCAGUUUGUGUUGCUGUAACUCAAUGUUCAUGUAUUGUAAUCCUUCUCCUUUCUCUCUCAGUAGAAUAAGUCCGUGCAUGUAUGCGUUGGGGAGCUUUUUGUUCUACAUGAAUUUAACAGAGGAGGACGGAGAAAACAGAAAAAUAAACGUUAAUUCGCUUUGCCUGCAAGUCAACUUUGGGCAGUAUAGGUAACCAAAGAAAGAGUACUUAAACUAGGGUUGUAGUGAAAACAGAAAAACAAACUUUAGAAGAAUAAAGGAAUGUGUCAUCUACGUACAUAGGAAGUUAAGAUACUGCCAUUCAUAUCCCAUGUAGUGUUCCUCGAUGUUUGCCAAUACGUUACAAAACAUCUUCAGGUAACCAUUGGCCUUAUAGAUGUCCUCUAAUGGUUGAAUAUUGUAUGUAUAUCAAAAUAACACCACAGAAUAGCUAAUUGUCUGUCUCAUAUGGUACCGGUAUUCCUAUUGUUAUGUUUGUCGUGUCUUUUUGGCACUUUGUUGUCUGACCUAUGAAUGCAUAGGUUACAUUUCUAAUUACUUGAGUAAUGUCAUAUAUUUCUGUGUGUUCUACGUGAGGUACUGCUGCCUAUGGAUAUAGAUAUGUGCCUCCGACAGCCCAUAACAUUGUUUUGAUUUGAAAACAGAGUAGAUAUUGAUAUAACAAAUAUCUUUUAAAUAAGUGUGAAAUGUAAAAAAGAAAAAAGGAAAUAUAUAUCAUAUAUGUGAAAUGCAUUUAUUUAUUUUCAAUGUCACCAAUCUUUGAGGCCCUACCUCAGAUUUUGUAUUUAUGUAUAGAAAUGCAAUUGGAUUAUAGUAUCUUUGCCAAUAAUAAUAUAUCGCUAUUAUAUCAUGAAAUGUAUAACCUAUGACUCAAUAAAUAAAUGUCAUUGUUUUA